Molecule: messenger RNA, 912 nt
Organism: Phytophthora sojae
Lineage: Eukaryota; Oomycota; Peronosporomycetes; Peronosporales; Peronosporaceae
Exons: 7
Coding region: 1-912 (303 amino acids)
Molecular function (GO): calcium ion binding
Source: RefSeq, a predicted model, not a curated record
AUGAAGGUGAAAGUUCGCGUCGGCGGACCCGAAACUUGGAUAGCGACACUCCCAGAGAGCCUCAAGCAUGAAUUCUCACGGGAAGAACUCGAGCAGAUGAAGCAGCAGUUCUCAGACUUUGAUACAAGCGGAGACGGUAGCAUUGCUGCGUCGGAGCUUACCGUUUUGAUGGAGUCGAUGGGGAUCUCGGCGACGCUCGAAGAAGUCCAAGAACUCAUCGACAAAGUCGAUGAAAACCGGUCGGGCGAGCUGGAAUACCACGAGUUUGUCCGGCUUGUCAGCGAUAUUCGACGAGGAAACGGGGACAAGCUCGCCAUGUUCCUGCAGUACUCCAAGCAUGUAAUGGCGAUCCGUCGCGAAUUGCUCGACCUGAGCACCCAUCCCACAGCUAACUCGCAGGUCUUCAUUGUAAAAGAGAAUGCAUGGGACUGGAAGGUGCUUAUGAAUGGACCUGUAGGAUCUCCAUAUGAAGGAGGAGUCCUCAAUUUCCACGUUCGGUUUAGUCACGAAUAUCCCUUCGAAGCACCCGUACUGAGCUGCCUCACCCACAUCUAUCAUCCCAACUUUGUUCCGCUGUUGAACGGCUCCAUGUCACUAUACGGUUUGCUGCGCCAGUGGGAUCCGGAAUGGCGCAUGCGGAGGCUUCUUGAAGCUGUUGAGGAGCUGCUCGCCACGCCAGACGAAGAGCUCAUGGCCGAGUUCGAAGCUGACACAGCUCAGAUGUUGCACGGCGGUGGAGUCGACACUCCCACCGCCAUCGCCUCCAUCAUCGCCAGCGCAAAAUCCAAAGCUGCUCGGCACCCUCGAGUCAUCACACUCGAGUGCAUUGCCGCCUACCGCAACAACCACGGAGCCUUCACACGCGAUGCCCGAAGACUCACACUUCAAUGUGCACAGCAACAUCAACUGUAG